Messenger RNA from Plasmodium falciparum 3D7, 1266 nucleotides. RefSeq names its product dihydrolipoyllysine-residue succinyltransferase component of 2-oxoglutarate dehydrogenase complex. Gene Ontology annotation, cellular component: oxoglutarate dehydrogenase complex. The record is from RefSeq and is a predicted model, not a curated record. Lineage: Eukaryota; Apicomplexa; Aconoidasida; Haemosporida; Plasmodiidae. Gene Ontology annotation, molecular function: acyltransferase activity; dihydrolipoyllysine-residue succinyltransferase activity. Gene Ontology annotation, biological process: tricarboxylic acid cycle.
AUGACAAAGAAUCUUGUAUUUCGAUUAAAUAAAUCCUUAUUACAUCAUGUCAAAAGUUUUAAUAGAACAUUUUUAAACCAUAAGUAUAAUUCAAAUGCAAAUAUUGAAGGAUCACUUAAGAGAUAUUUUUCCAUAGAAACCAUUAAAGUACCUAGACUUGGUGAUUCAAUCACAGAAGGUACAAUAAAUGAAUGGAAAAAAAAAGUGGGAGAUUAUGUUAAGGCGGAUGAAACGAUAACAAUUAUCGAUACAGAUAAAGUUAGUGUUGAUAUAAAUUCUAAAGUAAGUGGAGGGUUAUCCAAAAUUUUUGCGGAUGUAGGAGAUGUUGUUUUGGUAGAUGCACCUUUAUGUGAAAUUGAUACAUCUGUAGAACCACCUGAAGAUAUUUGUAAAACUAAAGAGGAAGUAGGAGAAAGUAAAAAUAAUGAAAAUAAUUAUACAUUUAAUCAAUUAAAUAGAGAUAUUAAAGAUGAAGCACAUAUAAAAGAUGAAGUUAGUAAAAAUGAAAAAGAUAUUUUUGUAAAAGAUCCUAUAUGUUUUGGAAAUGAUUAUGAAUCAAUAAAUGAAAGAACAGAAAGAAGAGUCCGUAUGUUACCUAUAAGAAAAAGAAUUGCAGAACGAUUAAAGGAAUCACAAAAUACAUGUGCUUUAUUAACAACAUUUAAUGAAUGUGAUAUGUCAAAGGCAAUGUUAUUAAGAAGUGAAUUAAAUGAUAUAUUUCAAAAAAAAUAUUCAUGUAAAUUAGGAUUUGUAUCAUUAUUUAUGUAUGCAUCAACAUUGGCUUUAAAAAAAAUGCCAAAUGUAAAUGCAUAUAUAGAAAAUGAUGAAAUUGUAUAUAAAAAUUAUAUAGAUAUAUCUGUAGCAGUAGCUACACCAAAUGGCUUAACCGUUCCAGUUAUAAGAAAUUGUCAAAAUAAAAAUUUACCACAAUUAGAAUUAGCUUUAUCUGAUUUAGCUACAAAAGCACGAUCAAAUAAAUUAUCGAUUGAUGAUUUUAGUGGUGGUACAUUUACAAUAUCUAAUGGAGGUGUUUUUGGUAGUAUGUUAAGUACUCCUAUUAUUAAUAUGCCACAGUCAGCUAUUCUAGGAAUGCAUACAAUAAAAAAUAGACCAGUAGUUGUCAAUAAUGAAAUUGUUAUUAGACCAAUUAUGUACCUUGCCCUUACAUAUGAUCAUAGAUUAUUAGACGGAAGAGAAGCCGUACAAUUUUUAUGUGCAAUAAGAGAUUAUAUAGAAAACCCUAAUCUAAUGUUAAUUGAUUGUUAA